Molecule: messenger RNA, 421 nt
Organism: Coniophora puteana RWD-64-598 SS2
Lineage: Eukaryota; Fungi; Basidiomycota; Agaricomycetes; Boletales; Coniophoraceae
Exons: 2
Coding region: 224-415 (63 amino acids)
Source: RefSeq, a predicted model, not a curated record
CUACCCCGCAACGCCCCUCCUUCCUGCCUCAACGGCCGAAACGUGAUGUCCAAAUCAUGAGGCAUUGACAACGAAAACGCAAAGAACGAGUUCUGAAUCUCGUCCUCGUGUAUCGACCUCGUAGGCAGCGUCCACUCAAAUUCUCUCAUUCACAUCGCCGCGAUCGUCCGCAUCUCGUACAGCGCAAAGUUCUGCGCGGGGCACUUACGCGGGCCGGUGAUGAAUGCCAUCCAUUCCUCCUUCAAACUUACGCUCAGAUCCUGGUUGCUGUUGUCGUUCUUCCGUGCCUUGGCGCCGCCACCAGCCCCGCUGCCCUUCGCAACCAAUUGGCGUUCCAAUGCAAGAUCAUCAGUCCCUCAAGAAGCUGGACUGGAACCGAGCCAGCUGGCUUCUGUCCUCAGACUCAUGGGGCUGAAUUCAU